UCACGUAGGUAGCGAGACUUGACGAGCUCAAGGUUAAACCAACCUCCUCCAGCUGAGCUGAUAUCUCUAUCAUAUAAGAACCUCCUUAUCUCCCUCUUGUCCCUCUUUCUUUUCUCCUAUUUACUCACGCUCAAGCACAUAUCUAUAUACUUUCUCCCGAUCUUGGUUUUGCGUCUGUCAGUAGCACUUCAAAAUGUCGGUAGUGUCACUCCUUGGUGUGCGAGUUAUCAACAACCCUGCACCAUUCACCGCCCCUUAUGAAUUCGAAAUUACGUUCGAAUGUCUCGAACAGCUGCAAAAGGAUCUCGAAUGGAAGCUCACUUACGUCGGCUCCGCCACUUCAUCUGAACAUGACCAAGAACUUGAUUCCCUACUAGUCGGGCCCAUACCUGUUGGCGUCAAUAAAUUUAUCUUCGAAGCAGACCCACCAGAUCUUAAAAGAAUCCCAACGUCUGAAAUAUUAGGCGUGACGGUGAUCCUGCUUACCUGCAGCUAUGAUGGCCGGGAGUUUGUCCGUGUCGGCUACUACGUGAACAAUGAAUAUGACUCGGAAGAAUUGAACAAUGAGCCACCCUCCAAACCUAUCAUUGAGAGAAUUCGACGGAACGUGCUGGCUGAGAAACCAAGAGUUACGCGGUUUGCCAUUAAAUGGGAUUCCGAAGACUCCGCCCCAGCAGAAUACCCACCAGAUCAGCCAGAAGCAGACGUCUUAGACGAUGACGGAACAGCAUAUGGCGCCGAGGAACUCGAGCUCGAAGAAGCUCUGCGAAGGGAGCUUGAAGAAGUGGAUGAGAAACCGCAAACAGCAGGCGCCCCUGGUGAGGACCUUGAGAUGGGUGACGCUAGUGAACCAGGGGCUCCAAUCAAAGAUGAAGAUGGAGAUGAUAACGAUAACGAUUCCGAUGCUGGAAGCGAAGAUCUAGAAGCUGACAGCAGCGGUAGUGAUGAUGAUGACGAGGACGACGAGGGCGACGAGGAUGUGGAGAUGGGUGAUGAUACGGAGCAAAAAGGGGACAGCAGUAAUCAGGCUAACCAGCCCCCGGCGGACCAACGUCAACAACAGCAAACUGAGGUGAUGGUUCACUGAUUGAGGCGGUUCCCUUCAGUUUUUUUUUUCUCUCUCUCCUUUUCUUUGAUGAAAACUUCCUCCGCCAUCUCCCCACCACAUUUAACCACCCCGCUCCGUGGAUGUUGAACAAAUACAUAUAUAUUUGCUUUACAUCUCUCGACACUAUUAUCCCAUUUAUCUCCUUAUUUCUUUUUUUUUCUUGUUUUUGUUUGUCAUUAUCAUCUGACUUUACGAAUAUACAAAGACUUUUAUGGCAUCCCUCUCUUGUUCAUUACCCCUAUGACGCUUACGCCCCCCCCCCCCCUUUUUUUUCAUCCGUUUACCCUCGUUGGCCAUUAUUAAACAUAAGAAGAGCAAAGAUAUCGCGCGUGCAACGCUUGCGUCUUCCACCCCGACGUCUGCGAAGCAGCUGAUGGAUCAAUAUGAAUUUAUAUCUUAAUUCUCUUUUUUCUUCUUUCUUUGUCCCCUCGCCCCCGGCCCCGGGGGUUCCAACCCCCUGGGAAAUUCUAGCAGCUUGAAGCAAGACAUUUAGCAACUAGUAUAACAAUACACUAAGGUUUGUCCUUAAUAUUUUCACGUAACCAGCCUUGGUACCGUAGAAAACACUAUCUAUUUAGUUUCGUUCUUGCAACCCGUGGUAACGUCAUAAAGCAUACAGAAGAGAAAAACGCAACCGCAUGGCAAACCAGCACCUAGUGUACCCUUCGAAGGAACAGAUCAACUGUUGCAGUUAGCGGUAACUGUAUAAAAACGCGCAUGAACCUGUAUAUCCGCACCCAAAAAAAAUCCAAUCCUCUAAAAUCCGAAUUUAGAACCAAUAACUAUAGGCAUAUGUUAGCAAGUCACUACUAAUGCACGAAGGGCCAAAAGAAAAAGAAAAGAAAAAGAAAAAAGAGAAAAGAGAGAGAGAGAGAGAGAGAUAGAAGCACAUACCACCCAACACCGCUUUCUUCUUCUGAUUCUUGACGUAUUUAUUCACAUCAUCCGCCCAGCCACUACUAGUUUCCUCUAACCGAUCUAUCGAAUCGCCCAUAAUAUUAAGAUUCUCUGUCCUCUGCUGCACCUGGCGCUGCAUAUAUGCCCAGUAGCCCUCCUCUCCUCGCGUCUGCGAGGC
Blastomyces dermatitidis ER-3 is the source of this 2183-nucleotide messenger RNA. Its product is annotated as histone chaperone ASF1. The transcript has 4 exons. The coding region runs from base 194 to 1087 and encodes 297 amino acids. Gene Ontology annotation, biological process: DNA replication-dependent chromatin assembly; nucleosome disassembly; nucleosome assembly. Gene Ontology annotation, cellular component: nucleus. Gene Ontology annotation, molecular function: histone binding. NCBI's taxonomy places the organism in Eukaryota, Fungi, Ascomycota, Eurotiomycetes, Onygenales, Ajellomycetaceae. The record is from RefSeq and is a predicted model, not a curated record.